Messenger RNA from Sphenostylis stenocarpa, 1668 nucleotides. The record is from the annotation of a GenBank genome assembly. NCBI's taxonomy places the organism in Eukaryota, Viridiplantae, Streptophyta, Magnoliopsida, Fabales, Fabaceae.
AUGAGGUCGAAAUCCUGGAAUGUCAUUGCGGUUGAGUAUGGGUGUCUAAGGCAGAGAGAAGUCUCUGCCCUAGACAGAAGGGACAGUGGAAAUGGUAAAAGAUAUAUGAGAACCGUCGAGGGGCUGCUGCUACAAGCAGUUCAAGUGGAUCUCUGUUUCAUAAGAUCUCUGUGCGCAACCACCCCAUACCCAGAAUCUUGUUUAAGGUCAUUGAAUAUAUUCAUCUCAACAUGCACAACUCCAAAUCCAAACAUAAACAACUACCUCCUUCAGUCCCUCCAAACAGCAACAUCUGAAACCACAAAGCUCUUAAAUCUCUUCAACAAUGUUGGACACCCAAACAUCAUAGAGAAGCAAAGAGGAGCAGUUCAAGACUGCCGGGAGCUCCAUCAAUCCACAUUGGCUUCUUUGGAAAGAUCCCAAACAGGGAUCCGUUCCUCCAGCAUGGCCACAAUUGUUGUAGCAAUUUACCUCAGUGCAGCCCUCACCAACAAGAACACAUGUCUAGAAGGCCUAGAUUCUGCUACUGGCACCAUGAAGCCAGUUCUGGUGAAAUCUGUGAUCAACACUUACAAGCAUGUCAGUAACUCUCUAGCAAUUCUCUAUAACCCCAAGAUGGGGACUCCUGAAAUCCCGCCUUUGAAGGGUGAUCCAAAGUGGCUAUCAAGCAGUGAUAAAGAGUUCUUCUUUCAAGACUCGGAUGGGGAAGAAUAUAAACCAAAUAAAGUGCUUGUUGUGGCUGCAGAUGGAACUGAGCAAUUUAGCACCAUCACUGAAGCCGUCAACUUUGCUCCAAAUAACAGCAUGGUUAGGACAGUGAUCCAUGUCAGAAAAGGUACGUACAAGGAAAAUGUGGUAAUCCCAUUAAAUAAGACCAAUAUUGUGAUGCUUGGCGAUGGAAGAGAUGUUACUGUCAUAACCGGUAACAGAGCCAACAGAACUGGAUGGUCCAUUUUCAGCUCUGCAACACUAGCUGUUUCUGGUAAUGGUUUUCUUGCACGUGAUAUUGCAAUCGGGAACAGUGCAGGGCCAAAGAAGUACCAAGCAGUGGCCUUGAGGGUAAAUGCAGAUUUAACUGCAUUCUACAGGUGUGCAAUUUAUGGUUACCAGGACACUCUAUAUGUUCACUCCUUUAGACAAUUCUACAGGGAGUGUGACAUUUAUGGGACCAUAGAUUUCAUAUUUGGAAAUGCAGCAGUGAUUCUACAAGAUUGUAACAUUAUAUCCAGAAAACCAUUGCCUGGUCAAGCUACUGUUAUCACUGCACAAUCCAGAGAUAGCCCUAAUGAGCCCACUGGCAUCGUAAUCCAAAACUGCAAUAUCACAGCUUCCUUCAACGACAACAGUCUGAAAAGCUACCUCGGGAGGCCAUGGAAGCCUUAUUCUCGGACCGUUUACCUCGAGUCAUUCAUUGAUGACUUCAUUGACCCAAAGGGUUGGACAGAGUGGCCUAAUAAGAAAGGAUUGGACACCUUGUAUUACGGAGAGUAUGACAAUUAUGGACCUGGUUCCACCACAGACUAUCGUGUACAAUGGUCUGGCUACCAUGUAAUGGACGAUGGUGAUGCCUACAAUUUCACAGUUUCAAACUUCAUUCAAGGUGAAGACUGGCUUGAGUCUACUUUUUUUCCUUUUGAUUUAGGUUUUGAUUACACAAAAUAUCCCUAG